Molecule: messenger RNA, 579 nt
Organism: Ostertagia ostertagi
Lineage: Eukaryota; Metazoa; Nematoda; Chromadorea; Rhabditida; Trichostrongylidae
Source: the annotation of a GenBank genome assembly
GAGAGGAGAUCUUCCUUCUGUAGAAACGAGGACUGUAAUUCUGGUAUAUGUGAAGAGGACGGGGAUACCUGGUACUGUGUCUGUCCAUUAAACGCCACUGGAUUACGAUGUGAAGUACCAGUGCAAUCUUCAGUAAGCGAUAUAGGCUUUAAAGCCGAUACGUCCUUUAUGGCAAUGCCUAGUCCGAAAAGUUUGGAUCAUUUCCAGGUCUCCAUGGAUCUCAAACCUGAAGACGUGGAACACAAUCGUAUGCUGUUAUAUGUAGCGUCCGACUACGAUCCUGAAUCCAAGAAACAUAUGAGUGUUUCUGUCUCAGACGGUUCCAUCGUAUACUCUUAUAGCGAUGGAGAAGGUCGUGAAGAAAUACGAACUGCACCGAUAGAACCUGGUGUUGAGUACACAGUAGUACUAUCUCGCAACGACUCCACAACUCACUAUUUUAUAAAUCAACAGAUGUACGAACGAAAGAAUGAAAUGAAGACAUUCGAACCAGGCACCGACCUUUUCGUAGGUGGCCUGCCACCUGGACUCGACGUGCCAGAUGACGUCCCUGCCACUUCUUUCUUUGGAUGUAUUAAC